ACAUCCAAAGUUGACCAGCAGUGCAAGCGCAGAACCAUCGCGAGCUCCCUCUGGCUGUCUGUCUGUGUCUCUUGAAGAAGAUGACUCGAGAACUCACCAACCCUUCAUCAUCGGCAACGGCAACGAGAACGGUCGGAAGAAGGUUUAGAGCGAGUCCAUCGAACCGGCGGAUGGGAAUCCAGGCAGAGGCUGCAAACGAGGUCAUACCAGAAAACCACCAGGAGACAACACCACCACCACUGCUACAGGUCACCCUCAUCGCAAUCCAAUCCAUCUGGUCAUCAUCCUCAUCAGCAUCAGUAUCCACGUCUGAAUCAGUCAACAAUGACUAUCUGACCGGCUUCCUACACCAGCUCAUCCGGCGAUCAAGAACCAAUCACAACACGCUCAAACUGGCGCUCUUCUACAUCCACCAGGCAAGGAAACCACUCAGACAUCACAUCUCCACCACCACCACCGCCACCACCACCAAUCAUCUCGCACUCAGGGAUCCGAUUCUCUCGGGCAGGAAGAUGUUCCUGGCUGGCUUGAUGAUUGCCAGCAAGUAUCUCCUCGAUCGAAAUUACUCCAACCGAGCGUGGGCAAAAAUCGCAGGACUGCCGAUCGAGGAGGUCAAUACCAACGAACGAGUGUUCCUCUCACUCAUAGACUAUCGUACCCAUCUCGAUCUGGAUGACUUUGAAGUUUGGUCAUUCCGAUUACAGAAACUGAUGAACGAGAAGAGGAUAAAGUCAGGGACCAGUCCCCACCUGGUCAACGACCAUCGAUCCGAAUUGGAUGACCGAUCCUCAAUCAGCAGAGCUCCACCCACCUCGACCGUCUCCAGCUUACCCAGCUCGCACUCCUCCCCACAUCGAAGUACCAUCACCUCGAGCUCUUCACGACGUCAGAGCGCUGCCUCAGCCAUCAGUCACCCAACACCCUCCCUCAAGCACAGCUCACCCACCAAGCCGCAACCGGGCUCGGUCCGUCAGCCACCCAGUCUCGAUCUCCAUACUCCGAUCCGCCAGCAAACCCUCUCCUCGGACGCCCGCAAUGGCUUUGCAACCGCACCCUCCCGGAUCAACCCCCGAUCGGCGGACGAAGGCUUCCCUCCGGCGAGGAGCCACCAAGCCACCUCCCAUCUCACCACCCCCAUCCGCCAGCAGACCCUCCCAGCAGCGCUCUCCAAGUCCAUCCUCUCCACCGCCCCUGCUCACUUCAAACCAGCCACUUCUACCCACCGCACCUCGCUCUGUGAACCUAGUACUCCAGCUCACCAGAGCACCACUCCAGUUCGCCGAAGCACCGAGCCAACUCGCCAGAUCACCACUCCCGCUCGGCGGAACUCAGAAUUCAACACUCCAAUCCGACAACAACAGAACCAGCAUCCGCUGCUCUCUCAUCCUGACAAGCCCCCCACGACCCAUCAACUUGCCCAAUCUUGUCUGAGGGCUGAAGUCACCACUCCAGCACGACGGGAAAGGAUGACCCCGACCCCAAUCUUAUCCAGGCCGUCCCUCUCUGCUGCUCUUUCGGAUAUGAGCAUCAGGCCAGCUGUCUAUGCUACCCCCGCCCUCUCUAACCUCGGGUCGAGUGCUGUCAAUCCACCGAUCCUCAUGUCACCCUCGCUCCGCGCGUAUCAACAGCCUGCUCUAGGGGGGUUGAGCUCAUCGAGGCGUAGCGAAAUCAUCGCAAGUUCCAAGUCCGACGUGGCCUCGGCCGUUGGGCCUCCCAAGAGAUCAGCGAUCGCGCUCGAAAACAUCACCCCGGCCGAUGUUGUCAAAGCUGAACAGGACUUGAUGGAAAAAGUGGCACAGGAGAAACGAUUGCUGGCUCGGCAGCAGGAAACACGUCGUCCUACCCCUUCAUCAUCAUCAGUCUCGGCCCAGCCAUCGGAUCAUCAGCAUCAACAGAAGCUGAUCGACCAACAACUCGCUCAUGAGCGCAGAAUGAGGGACGAGGAGAAGAAAGAGCAUCUUCGCCUGUUACUGGCCGAGAAGAACAGGAAGCAACAUUAUCCACUGCAGCCGGCGCUUGAGUUGGGUCAGGAGCGCUGGAAUCGGGCCGGUUCGAUCGUCUCCAGCCUUGAUCGACCCCGGGCGGAUCAUCCCUCAAUACCAUCCAAUCGUCGACAGACCGAGCCCAGCCACCUCCCCUCCUUCGAUCAUUCGUACAGUCGUGAGCGUGAUGAGCACCUGGGACAGGUAGAAGAAUCCAGUGACAGCGAACAGAGCAGUAGUUCGGAUGACCAGCUUUCGGAUGGGCUGGGAUAUCAGGCUAGGACUAGUGGAGAGAUGUCCUUCGUCCAGGACAGAUUGUACGGCCGUCCUUCGCUCGAAGAAGCCGUCAUUGGUAACAGUGACUUCCGUCAACCUCACCUGCCACAGACCAGACAGCCUCCGCUUUCUAUGAGGACAGACUCAUGUUAUGGCAAAGAUGAUGGCCAGAAGGGUCGCGACAAAUACAAUGGCGAAGGCCCGAGUCAGGCUGGACUGCGUAAACCCCUGGAACGGAACAGACCUCCUCACGACCAAGAACCUCUUGACGGCCGAUCACUGUUGUCUUCCGACUCUUCUGGCAAUCAGCCCUCGCUCACAAUGAGCCACUACAUCGACUCGGCAGCACAUCAACACCGGAGCCCGGCGAGUGCCCACGCUCGAUUGACGAGCAGUGGAACCCGAGGGAUGACAACACCGAGUUCGAGUGGCAUGAACGGCUAUAGCGGCUACCGUCGCCAGCCGACCUAUCGCGGCGUCACCCCGCCCCUCAUUUCCGCCCGUCCACUCCAGUCAUGUGGCCUGCAGGAGAGCCACCACCAGGCCCUCUCUACCACCGCCCGGGCAUCUAGCUCCCGCCAGUUCGUCGAGCGCCGCAACGAUCCUCUAGCUUCCUCCCGGCCCCCGCCCGCGCUUCAUGCACGACAAUCCUCCGUCUGUGCCGACGAUCCGGUCGGCUUCCCCCAUGGUCCCCGUCACCCUACAUCUCGUCCUGCCAUCCUUUCUCACCACCAGAAUCGCUCAUUCUCCGACCAUGACAUCCGUCCUAACCCUACAUCUUCCCUCCGGACCCCUUCUUCUUCUCUCAUCACUAACACCCUCACCCGACCUCCCUCCGCUUCCGCUUCUUCUUCUUCCUCCUCAUCAUCAUCUCGUCAGCCACUCGACUUCCCCUACCAUCCACUCCAUCAUAAUCACCAUCACCAUCAUCUCUAUCCUUCUUAUUAUGGCCUCAACGUUAAUCAUGUUGCUGCCAGACCGGUUUAUUAACUUACUAUUUCUUCUCUCUCUCCCAUCCCCGGCUGUUCUACUGAUGAAAUUUUUCUUGCACCCCCCCCCGGCCCUGCUCUGACUAUCCUUUCUAGUCGCUCCGUCUCCGGGUGGUUUUUAUAUACCAGUCUCUUCUUUUCUUCUCCAUACAAAUUGACAUCUUCUACCAGUCUCUUACUUUCUUCUCUAAACAAAUUGACAUCUUCUUUUUUUCUUGCAUAGGUGCCAAGAAGAAGUUUUUGUCUGUAUUUUAGUAUUUUUGUGUUUAUAUUUAAGUGUAUGUCUUUUAUAUAAAUAUAAACAUAUAUAUAAAUACAUGUAUAAUACUGUGGAUUGAUAUGUUUUUCUUUUCUAUCUGUUUCCCACCCCCUGCUCUCUCCUGAUCCUCUCCCCUUCCUCUUCUUCUUCCUCUUCUUGGCUUUAUCUCUAGGGUGGUUUCUAUAGGGGAACUCUUGGAGGAUCUAAUCAAAAUCAAGCAAACAAGCAAGCAAGAAAAAAAAAAAGCAAACAAGCACAAAAGAUGAAGGUUUUUUCAGUUCUUUGGUUUUUUGUAUCAGAUUCAGUUUUUUUUAUCAGCCUUUUAUCUUUUAACUUUUUUUUUUGUUGACUUGCUUAAAACUUAUACCUCCAUAUACAUAGAUGCUUAUAUUCACUUGACACCCAUAUGAACACACACACAGACAGACAACAGACAUGUUUAUUUAGUAUACUUGGGUUACAUUCUUUCAGUCAUUCUCACACCUCAAUCAAUCAAUCAAUCAAUCAAUCAAUCAAUCAAUCAAGAAGAACCAAAAAAAACUAUAAAACAAGAUUGAUUCUCAACUCUUUCUUUAUCUACGCAAUUCAGAUAGCAUGGAAAUAUCUUGGGAUUCAUGCAUCAAUAAAUCAAAUUAAAAGAAGA
This is a messenger RNA of Puccinia graminis f. sp. tritici CRL 75-36-700-3, 4149 nucleotides long. RefSeq lists its product as uncharacterized. NCBI's taxonomy places the organism in Eukaryota, Fungi, Basidiomycota, Pucciniomycetes, Pucciniales, Pucciniaceae. Gene Ontology annotation, molecular function: cyclin-dependent protein serine/threonine kinase regulator activity; protein kinase binding. Gene Ontology annotation, biological process: regulation of cyclin-dependent protein serine/threonine kinase activity. The coding region runs from base 81 to 3248 and encodes 1055 amino acids. Gene Ontology annotation, cellular component: nucleus; cyclin-dependent protein kinase holoenzyme complex. The record is from RefSeq and is a predicted model, not a curated record. The transcript has 3 exons.